AAAAAAAUUAUUUUCAAUUUCAAUGAUGUACAUUUUGAUUUGAUAAUUAAUUAUAUAAUGCAUAAAAUAUUAUUUAUACCGUUUGACGGGGCCGGACAUGUAAACUCGGUCAUAGCUAUGUCACAGGUGCUGAUGAAAUCGGGACACAAAUGUACAGUCGGUAUCAAUAAUCUAUGGAAGGGUAAAAUGGAAACGUAUGGCAUCAGAGAGAUACUGUGGUCGCAGGAAAAUAGAAAAAAUGCCGAAUCGGGUGUCAAAUACUGGGGACUGGGACUGAUAGAGUCGGGUAUUAUUGGACCGGCCGAUGCCUGGGAAAAGUUAGACAUACAUUUGAAAUGGGCGGAAGCUUUCUAUGAAAGUCAACAUUUUAUUGACGGCUUUGUUGAACAAGCAAUACGUGAUGUCGAACCCGACGUCAUACUAGUCGAUCAGUUUGGGACACUUAUGUCGGUUAUGAAAUCGGGUAUACCCUGGGUAUUGGUAUGCACUUGUAAUCCGCUUUGUUAUUUAGACGAUGAUAGGACACCACCGUUUUUUUCUGGAUUACCAAUAGCGGGUCCCAUCAGUGAAUGGCAAAGAUUUAGAAAUAUAUAUAAAAAGGGAAUUCAAGAAUCAUGGGAUCGGAUGAAUGCAUUGGAAAUAGCAAACGGUUUUCCGCCCUUAAAGUUCCCAAAAUAUAUCAACGAUUCUAAAUAUCUUAAUAUAUAUGACUAUCCAUUGGAAUUGGAUUAUCAAGACGUACGGCCACUACCAGACAAUUGGUAUCGUUUUGAUAAUUUUAUGAGAAAUGAUCAACACUUGCCGUUUGAAUUACCGAAACAAUUGCGGGAUAAACCGGGAAAUCUCAUAUAUUUUUCGUUGGGUUCAAUGGGAGGCGCAGAUGUUGAUAACAUGAAACGCUUAGUCGGUAUACUUGCAAAAUCUCAGCACAGGUUUAUUGUAUCGAAAGGACCGUUAGGUGAUGAGUAUGAUUUACCUGAUAAUAUGUGGGGUCAGCCAAGUGUACUACAAAUCAAUGUCUUGCCAUUAGUUGAUUUGGUUAUAACUCACGGCGGAAACAAUACUAUUACUGAAACGUUUUCAUUUGGCAAACCUAUGAUAGUUAUGCCACUGUUUAGCGAUCAGUACGAUAACGCACAGAGAGUCGAUGAAAAAGGUUAUGGUAUACGACUCGAUGCCUACAAGUGCUCUGAAGAGGAACUAUUGAGAGCUAUUGAAAAACUAUUAAAUGAUAAUAUUUUAACUGAAAAAAUGCAAAAAAUAUCACAAAGAAUUUGUUGGGAAAACAGUUUAACAAAAUUACCUAAACUUUUGGAAAAUUUAGUUGAAAAGUAUGGUUCAAAUAAUAAUUAA
Molecule: messenger RNA, 1353 nt
Organism: Oppia nitens
Lineage: Eukaryota; Metazoa; Arthropoda; Arachnida; Sarcoptiformes; Oppiidae
Product: NDP-glycosyltransferase YjiC-like
Exons: 3
Molecular function (GO): UDP-glycosyltransferase activity
Source: RefSeq, a predicted model, not a curated record